Molecule: messenger RNA, 2333 nt
Organism: Pieris brassicae (large cabbage white)
Lineage: Eukaryota; Metazoa; Arthropoda; Insecta; Lepidoptera; Pieridae
Product: protein PTCD3 homolog, mitochondrial
Exons: 15
Coding region: 155-2281 (708 amino acids)
Biological process (GO): mitochondrial translation
Cellular component (GO): mitochondrion
Molecular function (GO): rRNA binding; protein binding; ribosomal small subunit binding
Source: RefSeq, a predicted model, not a curated record
UCAUAAUCCAAAACAUAGAUUUUUUGGUUAUGUUGAUUAAGCUGUAUAUGUAAUACACUUAUUUAGUUUAAAAUUUGUUUUGUGGUUAAUAUAUGCAGUGAAACAAUCUCAUAGAUUAUUUAAAUAAGCUUAGUAUUAAUAAACUCGAACCGCUAUGUAUUCAACCAUUCCAAUUCAAAGACAGUGGGCGAGACUUGCACAUGUCUGUCGAGCUUUAUCGUCAUUGGAGGGCCACAAGCUACCUGUAGGUAGAAAAUCAAUAGACGGUAUUUCACCGCCAUUGCGCAUAUCCCGGUCUCCUACCGACAUACUGCAGGCGUUGGCUGCCACGGUCGGUGUCGAUCCUACAGCUCCUCAUUACAAGUAUCAUGACGACCCUUUCCUCAUACCUCAGUCCAAUUAUCGAAAGCGAGCAUAUGCACUAUCUGCUGAGGCAGGACGUAAAGCUGCCACCUGGAUAAGGGAUGAACAAGCACAUUUAUUUACUACUCGAGAAUGGGAUCCCCCAAUGAAAAUGAAGACUCCAUAUUUUAAUGCCGACCCACAUAUUGAUGCAUUUACUCCAAGACCAAUUUAUAAUGAUGAAAGCAAGGUCACUGAAGAAGAUCUUUUAUACACAAUAAACAAUGCCCUUCUAGAUGAUGCUAUAAAAGUAUACCAACUCUUAGCAGCAUCGGAGGGUGUUAAUGAUGAACUGAAACUGUCACUGCUUCAAUUAUUAUGUUUUUAUAAUGAAAAAGAACCCAUUGGGGCUGAAUGGUUGGAGGAAAGGUGGUUUGCUGCAGCUACAAGAGAACGACAAGCUGCCACAUGGAAGUUAGGUGGGCUUGCCGACAAGAUCUUUGCUUCAAUGGAUCCGAAAACACCUGAAGCUUAUUGCACUCUCAUUCAAGGAAUGGCAAAAUAUUAUCAGGCUGAGCGAGCGCAUGCAUUCGCUCAAGAGGCGAUAGAAAAAGGUGUUCCCUUGUCUACCGGAGUUUAUAAUUCCCUACUCAGUUGUGUCGGUUUUCUUAAAGAAGGCACGGCCUUACGUAUAGAGGCGUUAAAGGGACUUCUAACUGAAAUGAGUGACCAGGGUAUCUCGCCAAACGCAGAUACGUUAACAGCGUGCUUACGUUCAAUAUCUGCUUGGGGUGGAGGACAAAUAUUGCAAACGAUUGCAUUACAAAUAAUGGCAGAAUUCAAAGAAUUGAAGAUUCAGCCGAGCCUUUCCGCUUAUUACUACAUGUUGUGUUUAUUCUGUAAAGAACGUGGACAGCGCAUAGACAUAUUGACAUCUAUAUUGACUGAUUUAGAAAAUAGAGAAUGUUUGGAGGCAUCAGAUGCUAUGGAUACACAUUUCUUCAUCACGGCUAUAGGAGUGUGUAGCGACCAUUUACAGGACAUAAAUCUUGCCGAGCGUGUACACGCAUUACUAAUGAAAGAUGAUAACUACAAGUUGGUAGGAGACGCGUAUAAAGAAAGUAUUUAUUAUAGGCAUUUGGUCACGGUGACAUGCAGACACGCCCCAUUCGAGAAAACGGCACAGUUGUUGGAUAUGUUAAUACCAAACAUAUAUGUGCCAGAGCCAUCUGUUAUGGAAGAGAUAAUAAAUACAUUGGAAGUAGCUGGGGCUGGUGAUAGACUCGCCGAAGUUUGGUCCCAACUUGUUGUAUUUGGUCUCGCGAAAAGAAUUAAAAUUGUUGAACAAUUACUGAAUGCACUCUGCCAAUGCUAUACUUACCAAGAUGAUGAAAUCAAAGAGAAAAUCCGAAACGCCGCAGCGGAUAUGCUAAAGUUUGGACAAUUGAUUGAAGAACAGAAUGAAAAUAGAAGGACACCCACACAACAGUUAUCAGCAACGGCUUUAGCGAAUAUAAUAGAUUUGUGUGCUGACGUAAACGAUAAAGCCGAUCCCAGCUGGGAGGUUGUUGGAGAGGCUUUGGGAAGGCUUCGAUCGGAGCAGGCCGUUGGCGUACCGGAUAAACCUGAAAUAUUGGCGUCGGUCGCGAAAAAGGCUGCUAACAUCGGAAAACCGGGCAUCGCAGCUACUGCACUAACCUACCUUGCCGAGUGUGGUUUUGAAGAAGCAACGAAAGCAUGUGUGGAGACACUUGGAGUUAUGUUGAAUAGACCAACUGAUGAAGUCCAGACGUUACUGCAGGAGCCGAAAUCUGCCCUUGUAGCUUCAUUGCACCCUUCGGCCCUUGUCAUCGCAGAAGCUUUUCAUCUAGCUAAAACUGGUGCAUCCAUGGAUUCCUCGAGUUCGGACAGUGAUAGCGAUUCUUCGGACAGUGAUUAGAUUUAGUUUUUAGUGAAUAAUAAUUUAGUUGGAAAUAAAAUAAUAGUCAGUA